Molecule: messenger RNA, 1814 nt
Organism: Telopea speciosissima
Lineage: Eukaryota; Viridiplantae; Streptophyta; Magnoliopsida; Proteales; Proteaceae
Product: acyl-lipid (9-3)-desaturase-like
Exons: 2
Coding region: 40-1380 (446 amino acids)
Biological process (GO): lipid metabolic process
Cellular component (GO): membrane
Molecular function (GO): oxidoreductase activity, acting on paired donors, with oxidation of a pair of donors resulting in the reduction of molecular oxygen to two molecules of water
Source: RefSeq, a predicted model, not a curated record
GCAGGGUUCUCUUAUUUAUCUUCUUCUGGGUUCGCAUUCAUGGCUGACAUCAGGAGGUACAUCUCACCAGAUGAGCUCGGAAAACAUAACAAACGGGGAGAUCUGUGGAUCUCGAUACAAGGGAAGGUUUACGACGUCUCGGAUUGGGGUAAAGAUCACCCGGGCGGUGAACAUCCGCUUUUAAAUCUCGCUGGUCAGGAUGUUACCGAUGCCUUCGUUGCUUAUCAUCCUGGCUCUGCUUGGCAAUAUCUAGAUCGGUUCUUUGUUGGUCACUUGAAAGAUUAUCAGGUUUCUGAGGUCUCCAAGGAUUACAGAAGACUUGUUUCGGAGUUCUCUAAACUGGGUUUGUUCGACAGAAAAGGGCAUAUCACCUUAUUUACGCUUUGUGUUAUGGCUGUGUUGUUCUUCGUCAGUGUUUGUGGUGUCUUAUUGUCUAAGAAUGUCUGGGUUCACCUGAUUUGUGGUGGGCUGAUGGGGUUUCUCUGGAUUCAGAGCGGAUGGAUCGGGCACGAUUCUGGGCAUUACCAGGUCAUGGCGAGGCCUGGUAUCAACCGGUUUGUGCAGAUCCUUGCAGGAAAUUGCCUUACAGGUAUCAGCAUUGCCUGGUGGAAGUGGAACCAUAAUGCCCAUCACAUUGCCUGCAACAGUCUGGAUUUUGAUCCCGAUCUUCAGCACAUUCCCCUCUUUUGUGUAUCUUCGACCUUCUUUUACUCGCUCACUUCGUGCUUCUAUGAGAGGAAGCUGACUUUUGAUUCUGUCGCUAGAUUUCUGGUGAGUUACCAGCAUUUGACUUUCUACCCUGUUAUGUGCUUUGCUCGGAUUAAUCUAUUUGCCCAGUCGAUAUCGUUGUUAAUCUCUAAGCGGAGGGUUCCUAAAAGAGGUCAGGAGAUUGCCGGGGUCCUGGUUUUCUGGAUUUGGUUUCCUCUACUUGUUUCCUGCCUUCCCAAUUGGGGGGAGAGGGUGAUGUUCGUGAUUGCAAGCUUCUCCGUUACUGGAAUUCAACAUGUUCAGUUUUGCUUGAACCAUUUUUCAGCAGACGUCUACUUGGGCCCUCCUUGUGGGAAUGACUGGUUUGAGAAUCAGACGAAGGGCACGCUCAAUAUCUCAUGUUCAUCAUGGAUGGAUUGGUUUCAUGGAGGAUUGCAGUUUCAGGUUGAGCACCAUUUGUUCCCCCGCUUACCUCGGUGUCAUCUCAGGAAGAUUUCACCCUUUGUGAAAGAUCUUUGCAAGAAGCACAAUCUGCCUUACAAUAUUGCUUCAUUCUGGGAAGCUAAUGAGAUGACCAUUGGGACUCUUAGGACUGCUGCACUUCAGGCUCGGGACCUCACAAGCCCUGUUCCGAAGAAUUUGGUCUGGGAAGCAGUUAACACUCAUGGUUGAGGUUUUGCAAUUCUUAACUGGGCUCAACUGUUGCUGUCAUUUGACACAAGUGACGUUAUGUGCCUACUUUUUUUUUGUCUUGAUAGUUGUCUUCUGAUGGUCAUCCAACAGUGUCUAUGGAUGGAGGACCCUAGCUUAGUCAUUGCUUGCAGUCAUCAAUCAUUUGUUCUUUGAUCCUGGUAUUCAUAGAUUUUGAUCUUGCGGCUUCUAGAUUGAGGUUACAAUGUCGAUACAUUUGUUUGCAGACUUGUUUAGUUUCCUUUCAAGUCUAUAUCUGUGAUUGGAUAUAAAGAAUGUUAUUAUUGUGUUUGAGUAUCACAAGUGCUCUUCCAUUAGUUUAGCAUGCUUAUUUGGAUUGUGGAAUUAUCUAUGUAUGUUUGGCCUAGGUUGGGAAUUACUCUCUGUUCAGUUUAAUUGAUGUUACAUUUUAAAUU